CUCGUGUGGCCGGAAGCGGGAUGUGAUGUAAAAAUCACAUUGAAACGUUUUUCUUCUGUGUGCAGACUUUCCGAUGCAUUGUAAGGUACCGAGAAAUAUUAACUUUUUGAUAAUGAUUCGACUAUUUUAAUUUAUCUUGCCAUUUGGAUACGAUCACGACGGACGUAUACGACUGUUGGAGGUCCUGUGAGAUCACGCAACAGAGAUGUAGUCUCUGUCCACAGCUGUCCACAGACGCCCCCUGGCCACCAUGCUGCUGUUCCUGUUGCUGGUCUUCCGCGGUGACGCACAUGCUCAGAUAGACCCAGCGCACUGCCGCUACCCGCUCGGCAUGGAGGAUGGACGGAUCAAGGAUGAUGACAUCACUGCCUCCAGCCAAUGGUAUGAUACCACUGGCCCCCAGUACGCCAGGAUGAACCGUGAGGAAGGGGAUGGUGCUUGGUGUCCGGCCGGGCCCCUAGCGCCCUCCGAUGUCCAGUUCCUGCAGCUGGAUCUACAGCAGCUCACCUUCCUCACCAUCGUGGGCACCCAGGGCCGGCACGCUCGGGGCACAGGCAACGAAUUCGCCAGGAUGUACCGCCUUGACUACAGCCGAGACGGCCUGGUCUGGAUGUCCUGGAAGAAUCGCCUUGGCAACAAGAUAAUGGACGCCAACGAUAACGCGUACGCCUCCGUCAUCAAAGACCUACACCCUCCCAUCAUCACCCGCUACCUCCGCCUCAUCCCCGUCACCCGGGUGUCCGCCACCGUCUGCAUGCGGGUCGAGCUGUAUGGCUGUCCCUGGCACGAUGGAUUAAUGUCCUACAGCUCUCCUGAGGGACAGGUGAUGGCGUCACCUGGCUACCCUGUCACCUAUCUUAAUGACUCCACAUAUGAUGGCUACCAAAAGCGGCGGAUACUGUCUGAGGGCUUAGGUCAGCUGACGGACGGCGUCAUCGGGCAGGAUGACUUCUCCCUAACCCGGCAGUAUCACGUGUGGCCGGGGUAUGACUACGUGGGCUGGAGGAACGAGAGCCUUGGGCCCGGGUUUGUGGAGAUGGAGUUCGUUUUUGACAGGCCCCGUAAUUUCACCUCCAUGAAGGUGCACUGCAACAACAUGUUCUCCCGGGGGGUGAAGAUCUUCUCGGCAGUGUCCUGCGUCUUUAAGCCGCGGCUGGUGGUCGACUGGGAGCUGCAGGAGGUGGAGUUCCGCACUGUGUUGGACGACCGCAACCCCAGCGCUCGCUACGUGACCGUGCCGCUUGGCCGGCGGGCCGGAAAGGCCCUCCGCUGCCGCUUCUCCUUCGCCGACACCUGGAUGAUGUUCAGUGAGAUCUCCUUCCAAGCAGCAGACACAGUGAUCCCCACACGACUGCCACUGGAGACGAGCAGCUCCAUCACCACGGUGGAGAGCUCCACCCCCACUCACAGGACAGUGACCACUCCCCCCAGCAAGGACUCCCCCGAAUAUGGGAACACCUCCAUCCUGAUUGGCUGCCUGGUGACUAUCAUCCUCCUGCUGCUGGUGAUCAUCUUCCUCAUCUUGUGGUGCCAGUAUGUCUGCAAGGUUCUAGAGAAGGCUCCCCGGCGCAUCCUGGAAGAGGAAGUCACGGUGCGGCUCUCCUCGAGCAGUGACACCAUCGUCCUGAACACGCCCCCGGUGCCGCCCCGGGUCUCUCAGAUGGACCCUCCCUAUGAGAGGGUCUUCCUACUGGACCCCCAGUACCAGGACCCCUCAGUACUGAGAAGCAAGCUGCCUGAGUUGCCUCAGAGUGCUGAGGCCUCCGCCUGUGCUCUCAGUAACCCUCUCUAUGAAAUAUUCCUGCCCUCUCAUGGUGCGAUGGACGCCCUCUCGCACGGUAAGAGUGGAAAGAAGGAGGUGGUAAGAAAGGUGAAGAAACGUGACCUGAAGGUGACCGCUUUAAAACGCCACAUCCAUGCAAGACAGCUCCUCUCUCGUUCUCCUCAGUUUGGGUGUGGUGGCGGCUAUGCGGAGCCUGACGUCACCCAGUGCACCCCGCACCAGAGCUUCCAGAGCGCGGUGCCACACUACGCCGAGAUGGACAUCGUGAGCCUGCAGGGCGUGACAGGCAGCAACAUGUACGCCGCGCCGGCACUCACCAUCGACUCGCUCACCCGCAAGGACAUCUCGGUGGCCGAGUUCCCGCGCCAGCGGCUGCUCUUCCGAGAGAAGCUGGGGGAGGGCCAGUUUGGGGAGGUUCACCUGUGUGAGGCAGAGGGGCUCUCCGAGUUCCUGGGGGAGGGAGCCCCCCUUCUGGACCAGGAUGCGAGAUCGGUGCUUGUGGCUGUCAAGCAGCUCCGACCGGACGCCACCAGCAACGCAAGGAAUGACUUCCUGAAGGAGAUAAAGAUCAUGUCACGCCUCAACGACCCGAACAUCAUCCAGCUGCUGUGUGUGUGCGUGCGAUCGGACCCACUCUGCAUGGUCACCGAGUACAUGGAGAACGGCGACCUCAACAUGUUCCUGUCGCAGCGGGAGAUCGAGAGCACGCUGACUAACGCCAACAACAUCCCGUCUGUGAGCAUGUCAGAUCUGCUGCACAUGUCAGUCCAGAUCUCAUCAGGAAUGCGCUACCUGGCGUCGCUGAACUUCGUGCACCGGGACCUGGCUACACGCAACUGCCUGCUGGACCGGCGUCUCACCAUCAAGAUCGCCGACUUCGGCAUGAGCCGCAAUCUGUACAGCAGUGACUACUACCGCAUCCAGGGCCGUGCCGUGCUGCCCAUCCGCUGGAUGGCCUGGGAGAGCAUCCUGCUGGGGAAGUUCACCACUGCAAGCGACGUGUGGGCUUUCGGUGUGACGCUCUGGGAGAUCUUCACCCUGUGCAAGGAGCAGCCCUACAGUCUGUUGUCGGACGAGCAGGUCAUUGAGAACACUGGAGAGUUCUUCAGGAACCAGGGGAGGCAGAUCUUCCUGUCAGCUCCGCCCCUGUGCCCCCCCUUCCUGUUCGAGCUGAUGAUGCGUUGCUGGAGUCGCGACAUCGGCGACCGGCCCGGCUUUGAGCACCUGCAUCAGGCCCUGCGCCUGCACACCAGCCCGUGAAGCCGCACCCUGCACCCCCCCUUGAGAAGCCAAGUGAUGCUUAAAGUGAGAGGAGAGGCCCCAUGAGCUGUGACUGGACACAGAGACUUCCUGACAGAAGGAAAUUUCACAUCUACAGGUUCAAACUUAUUCACAAAUCUGUGGACACUAGAGGAAAUCCUCUGUAGCUUUCUCUUAGUUUAAUGUAAAUCACUCCUGUCCGCCUCAAAGGUUUGUGUUUUUUGUUAGAUUGGCACCCAUAAGAGUGUUAUCUCUUCUAGACUAAAGACUAGGUCUUAAAAUCAGCGACUGGACGUCUGUGUUGUAGGUCCUGUUGUUGUGUGUUUUUUAAGCACUGCUGUUACGACUGUGUUCCUUAUUAAUCCCCACACUGGAUUUACAGCUACUAUAAUGAUUGUGUGUUUGUUUGUGGUUGUUUUUCCUUCUGGACAUGAAUGUUAAACAGGUCAGUGUGGAUAUGGCCAGAUUUGACAUUUUUUGAGGUCUGGCUGUAGCAGAACUACUGUCAUAAAUAGAUACACGAUCCUUUCAGGAGAGAGGGUUGAAGAGCCACAACAGACUGAUAAUGUCACGUCCUCCACCCCCCCGGCCCACACAACUCAGGCACAGACUGCAGUCAGCCUCAAUACCCCCCCCCCCUCACUACCCAUAAGUCUUAGCACAAAGCAGGAUGCUGCUUCUCCAUGUCUUACCAUAGAAUUAACCACAUUUUCCCAUGUCACACACAUGCCUAGAGACGGGCUACUGCCAGCAGAAUCUUCUCCACACUUGAACAUGGAAGAUGGCUGGAGCUGGAAUGUGACACAUCGUGUCCGGCUGACUGUCGUGGUCUGGGCCGCAGGACAUGACCGCCCCUGUUUCCACGUGUGUCUGGCAGGCGGCGGGUGGCGCUUAGCGCUGUGGGUGGAUGUGGCCCACGCUGUACCCUGCGGCCUACUGCCCCUCACAUGGAGAGGACCGUUAAUUCCAUUGGCUGUAGGAUCCAGUGAUGCACAGUGGGUGGGCUCAGAAUAGAACAAGUUCCCCUUUGUCAGCAAGACAACUCGAAAUUUCCAUUGCAUCUGAUUGUGUGUGUGGGAUGUAUGGUGUUUCACCUAUAAGGGGGAAUCCAUUCCUAAAGAGUCCUUACAUAUGGCAUAUGCCCAUAAAGGGGAAGCAUUGUAGCAAAUACAGAAUUCAGAACAUCUUCUCUUCAAUUGUUGACCUGCCCCCUAGAACUUCCUGUAUUUCACCAAGCUUUGGACAAAGCACCACUGAGACGGACACAAUGAUUGUGUGAACAUUCAAUGAAUUAUUGGGCUGUGGAUUAGGUUAUGUCACUUUUUUGUAACUGUUUGUACUAUGUACAUUGUAACCUUUGUUAGUUUUGUCUUGACUGUGUUUUUUUGUUACUGUUAUAAGGUACAUGUGGGAGAAGCACACAAGGCUGCUGGGAGAUGUCAGGACAGGAGGCUGUCUGUAACUGUCUGGAUGUUGCACGUGGCUGCUGCAGGCUUAGAGUGAGGGGCUGAAUUUAAGGCCCUGUCGUGCAAUACAAACUAAGCCUGGCAGGGAUGGCGGGGGGACAUCUCCCAUAAGCCUUUGCUGAAGUGAGCCUGUGGUUUAACAUUUGUCACUGAGUGUGUGUAUCAGCAUUUUUAUAGAGUAUCGUCAAAUGCUUUUAUAUUUCUUUCUUAUCAGUGCUAAGCAGGUGGUGAUCUCUGCAGUGGGUUUGGGAAUCGCGAUAGGUUAAUAUAGAUGCUUUCCUAUCUCUCUCAUUUCAGUUUUUACAUGCAUCUGAUAUGUACAUAGUAUAAUCAGAGUAGAUUUGUACAGUAAUAUAUUGGGAGUUUAGGAGAACAUUCUUUCAUUAUGACAUUCUGUUCUGUGUUUUUUUCUUAUAAGAAAACCAAACAAUAAAAAUCCAAACACUAUCAGUAAUGGUAGCACAUGCAUCCACUGUUUCACAGAGAGACCACAUUAAAUUUUUGCUAAUGAAAAGCCUUGAGUGGCCAGGAUUUGUCUGUUAGGUUGGAUGCAUGUGUAAUUUCUGCAGAUAGAUGUAAAAUGAGCCACAGAAGAUUGUGAUUAAGAUCAUUUGGGACCUCAGAGUCAACUUUUAUGGUUUUUCAUUCCAUAAAAUAACAUUAAGUGUUAACACUGUAAAUCAUACAUUUUUCUGUUAUGAAAGCAAUUUUGUCUUUUAGCGGUCAGGAUCUUUCUAAACACUGAAAGGAAAAUUAUGUUUUGGUGAAUAGCUAGAGGACUGAGAGCCUGCGCAGCAAGUCUGCAGAAGGGUUGAUAAAAAGUCAAGUUUAAGUGAAACUGCUCUACAUUUUUAAAGAAUUUUAAAAAGAGCACCUCACAUAAAAGACUAAACAACACCAAUAAUGUGUGGUAUCUGCUGACAAUUCAGUCUUGCCUGUACCCUCCAUCUCCCAUAAAGCCUUUAUUUUGGAAGGGUCACUGUGAUCCUCGAGCCUCUCACAGGAAACUGUGAGGGAGGGGGCACCGUGGGGGCCAGCAGGGGUCAGUGUAAGAAACCCUUCAUUAGCCUGACUGGAUGCUAUAAUGCUCACUUGUGACCACAGUAUUGUUACACUGCGUACUUUUAGGGAAUGAAUGCGGUUUUUCCUUCAUAAAUUAAAUUUUUUAUUUUUAUUUUACUGUUCAAAUACUCUAAACAGUAGAUUUUUGUACCCUACACACUUUGUUUUAUCAGUCACAAAUAAAAAUUGUUUUAGAUUAGA
Molecule: messenger RNA, 5772 nt
Organism: Paramormyrops kingsleyae
Lineage: Eukaryota; Metazoa; Chordata; Actinopteri; Osteoglossiformes; Mormyridae
Gene: ddr2l
Product: discoidin domain receptor family, member 2, like
Biological process (GO): positive regulation of phosphatidylinositol 3-kinase/protein kinase B signal transduction; multicellular organism development; positive regulation of kinase activity
Cellular component (GO): signaling receptor complex; plasma membrane
Molecular function (GO): collagen binding; ATP binding; protein tyrosine kinase collagen receptor activity
Source: RefSeq, a predicted model, not a curated record